AUGGCCAACAAGGUCCUCCAGCGCGUCCUCGACCGCCUCCAGGACCUGCCCCAACUCGCCCUCCCGACAGACUACCCGCGACCGGCCGGCGACCACUCGCUGUCGCUCGUCGAGGCUCGCGAGCAGCGCCGCCUCGACUCGCGCACCGGCCAAGCCCUCUUGCGCCUGAGCCUCCGCGGGCCGUCGGCGUUCCACAUCCUCCUCGCCGCGUUCGCCGUCCUCUUGCACCGGUACACGGGCGACACGGACCUCGUCAUUGCCACGUCGUCGCCCUCGUCGCCCGAGCCCCUCCUCCUGCGCAUCAAGCUCGACACGACCGACUCGUUCUGGUCCCUCGUCAAGCGCGUCCAGUUCCUCGAGCAGGAGGCCGAGGACGACAAGGUGCCGUACGACGACCUCGUCGACGGCGCGCCCGCACCGCCGCCCGUGUUCCGCGUCCGGUUCAUCGACCAGACCGAGCAGCCCGACUCGGCCUUCCUCGAGCAGACGUCGUCGACGACCGACCUCACCGUCUUUGUGUCGACCACGCCCUCGUCCGGCACGACGACCCCGUCGUCGCUCCGCACCUCGUUCCAGUUCACCCCGCCGCGCAUCUCCCUCACCCUGUCGUACAACUCGCUCGUGUUCUCUCAGCCGCGCAUCGCCCUCGUCCUCGACCAGCUCGCGCACCUCGUGCACCACGCGGCGGCGCACCCGCAGGACCAGGUCGGCAGCAUCUCGCUCCUCACGACCCGCCAGCGCAAGCUCCUGCCCGACCCGCGCGCCGACCUCGAGUGGACCGGCUUCCGCGGCGCCAUCACCGACCUGUUCAGCGCCAACGCGCGCGAGUUCCCCGACCGCUCGUGCAUCGUCGAGAGCGUCGCCGACGACGCCGCCGGCGGCGAGCGCACGUUCACGUACCGCCAGAUCGACGAGGCGAGCAACGUGCUCGCCCACCACCUCGUCGACGGCGGCGUCGAGCGCGAGGACGUCGUCACCGUGUACUCGACCCGCGGCGUCGACCUCGUCGUCGCCGUCAUGGGCAUCCUCAAGGCCGGCGCCACGUUUUCCGUCAUCGACCCGGCGUACCCGCCUGCCCGCCAGACGAUCUACCUCCAGGUCGCGCAACCGCGCGCGCUCGUCAUCCUCGCCGCUGCCGGCAAGCUCCUGCCGCCCGUGCGCCAGUACGUCAAGGACAAGCUCGACAUCCGCGUCGAGGUGCCCGCCCUCGAGCUCAAGGCCGACGGCGUCCUCCUCGGCUCGUCCGGCGCCUCGUCCUCGUCGUCGUCGUCGUCGUCGUCGGGCGACGUCCUCGACGCGCAGCGCUCGCGCGCCGCCGAGCCGCUCGGGAUCGCGCUCGGGCCCGACAGCGUCGCGACGCUGUCGUUCACGAGCGGGUCGACGGGCAUCCCCAAGGGCGUGCGCGGCCGGCACUUUUCCCUCACGCACUUUUUCCCGUGGAUGCGCGAGCGGUUCGACCUGAGCGCCGAGAGCCGGUUCACGAUGCUGUCGGGCAUCGCGCACGACCCAAUCCAGCGCGACAUCUUUACGCCCUUGUUCCUCGGCGCGAGCCUGUACAUCCCGACGGCCGAGGACAUUGGGACGCCCGGGCGCCUCGCCGAGUGGAUGGCCGACAAGCGCGUCACGGUGACGCACCUGACGCCGGCCAUGGGCCAGCUGCUGUCGGCCCAGGCGUCGCGCCUCAUCCCGUCGCUGCGCAACGCGUUCUUCGUCGGCGACAUCCUCACCAAGCGCGACUGCACGCGCCUGCAGCAGCUCGCGCAAAACUGCCGCAUCAUCAACAUGUUUGGCACGACCGAGACGCAGCGCGCCGUGUCGUACUUCCCGAUCCCGCCCCUGUCCGAGGACCCGACGUUCCUCAAGACGCGCAAGGACAUCAUGCCGGCCGGCUCGGGCAUGGUCAACGUCCAGCUCCUCGUCGUCAACCGCAGCGACAAGAACCAGAUCUGCGCCGUCGGCGAGGUCGGCGAGAUCUACGUGCGCUCGGGCGGGCUCGCCGAGGGCUACCUCCAGCUCCCGGACGCGACGCGCGACAAGUUUGUCGACAACUGGUUCGGCGCCGGCAUCGAGCGCGACGACGCGAUCCGCGACGGCGACGGCGACGGCGACGCGCCGUGGAAGCGCCACUGGCUCGGCGUGCGCGACCGCAUGUACCGCACGGGCGACCUCGGGCGGUACAACCCGGACGGCACGGUCGAGUGCACCGGGCGCGCCGACGACCAGAUCAAGAUCCGCGGGUUCCGCAUCGAGCUCGGCGAGAUCGACACGCACCUGAGUCGGCACCCGGCCGUGCGCGAGAACGUGACGCUCGUGCGCCGCGACAAGUACGAGGAGAAGGUCCUCGUCGCGUACUUUGUCCCGCUCGUCGGCAGCAAGGAACUCGAAGGGCUCGUGUCGGGCGGCGAGGACGAUGACGACCAGGGCGACGAGGGCGACGCGGCCGGCGAGGCGGCGAGGCGCAGCGGCGGCAAGGUGUCGCAGACCGAGGUCGCAAAGGGCCUCAGGCGGUACCGCAAGUUGAUCCGCAGCAUCCGCGAGUACCUCAAGACCAAGCUCCCGAGCUACUCUGUCCCUUCCGUCAUCGUCCCGCUCGCGCGCAUGCCCCUCAACCCGAACGGCAAGGUCGACAAGCCGGCGCUGCCGUUCCCCGACACGGUCGCCGCCGCCGCCGCGCUCGUCUCGUCCGCUCCGUCGUCGUCGUCGGCCGGCGGCGCCAACGGCGCUCAGCAGCAGCUGUCGUCGACCGAGAAGACGAUCCACGACAUCUGGAUGCAGCUCCUCCCGUCGCCGCCGGCCGAGAUCCCGCUCGACGAGUCGUUCUUCGACCUCGGCGGCCACUCGAUCCUCGCGACGCGCCUCAUCUUUGAGCUGCGUCGCUCGCUCGCCCCAGGCGCGCCGCUCGGCCUCGUGUUUGACUUCCCGACGAUCCGCGCCCUCGCCCACGAGCUCGACCAGCUCCGCAACGCCGACCUCGGCCUGGCGUCGGGCGACAAGAAGCCGUCGGCCGGCGCCGAGGCGGCCGCCGCCGCCGACAACGAGUACUCGGAGGACGCCGACAAGCUCGUGUCGUCGCUGCGCGCGUCGUACGACAAGCCGACGUCGACCGGCGCGCGCAGCGGCGACGGCCAGGUCGUGUUCCUCACGGGCGCGACCGGGUUCCUCGGCGCGUUUAUCCUGCGCGACCUGCUCGACCGCACUCGGCGCGGCGACAAGGUGCGCAAGGUCGUGUGCCACGUGCGCGCCGGGUCGGCCGACAAGGCGCUCGCGCGCCUGCGCGAGAGCGGCGAGGGCCGCGGCGCGUGGGACGACGCGUGGGUGAGCGAGGGCAGGCUCGAGGUCGUCGUCGGUGACCUUGAGGGCGACAAGCUCGGCAUGAGCGACGACGACUGGACGAGGGUCGCCCAGGAGGCCGACGUCAUCGUGCACAACGGCGCCAUCGUCCACUGGGUCUACCCGUACAAGCAGCUGCGCGCCGCCAACGUCCUCGCGACGCUCGCCGUCAUCGAGCUCGCGGCGACGACUCGGCCCAAGGCGCUGUCGUUCGUGUCGACGACGGCCGCGAUCGAGAAGGCGCACUACGUGCGCCUGUCGGAGAGCAUCAAGCAGGCCGGCGGGCAGGGCGUGCCCGAGUCGGACCCGCUCGACGCGGGCAAGCAGGGGCUCAAGGGCGGGUACGGCCAGAGCAAGUGGGUCUCGGAGCGCCUCGUGCUCGAGGCCGGCCGGCGCGGCCUCGCCGGGUCGAUCGUGCGGCCGGCCUACAUCGUCGGCGACUCGCAGUCGGCCGUCACCAACACGGACGACUUCCUGUGGCGCCUCGUCAAGGGCUGCAUCCAGCUCGGCCACAUCCCCGACAUCCACAACACGAUCAACAUGGUGCCGGUCGACCACGUUGCGCGCAUCACGGCGUGCGCGGCGCUCCAGGACCCGUCGACGCCGCUCAAGGUGCACCACGUCACGGCGCGCCCGAUGCCGCGCUUCAACUCGUUCCUCGCCGCGCUCAAGCUGUUCGGGUACGGCGUCGCGACGACCGAGUACCUGCCGUGGCGGACCUUGCUCGAGCAGCACGUCCUGCGCGUGCAGGACAACGCCCUGUUCCCGCUCCUCCACUUUGUCCUCGACGACCUCCCGACCUCGACCAAGGCGGCCGAGCUCGACGACGCCAACACGGUCGCGCUCCUCAAGGCGGCGCAGCAGCCCGAGGGCGUCACGGUCGACGACGAGCAGAUGGGCCGGUACCUCGCGUGGCUCGUCGCGGCGGGCUUCCUCGAGGCGCCGCCGCGCGAGGGCGAGCAGGGCGUCAAGCCGCUCCCGCAGCUCGAGCUCCAGGUCGGCGGUGCACGCGCCAUCGGUCGCUCGAGCGCGGGCAAGUAGAGCUGUGAGGGGGAGCGAGCGCGGAGGAGGGACGACUCGAGCGAGGAGGUUUCUCUCCCCCUGCGUCCAAGUUUGAUAGACAGCAAUGAGCAACAAGGAUCUUUGUCCGU
Molecule: messenger RNA, 4481 nt
Organism: Rhodotorula graminis WP1
Lineage: Eukaryota; Fungi; Basidiomycota; Microbotryomycetes; Sporidiobolales; Sporidiobolaceae
Exons: 7
Coding region: 1-4371 (1456 amino acids)
Biological process (GO): L-lysine biosynthetic process
Molecular function (GO): phosphopantetheine binding; L-aminoadipate-semialdehyde dehydrogenase [NAD(P)+] activity
Source: RefSeq, a predicted model, not a curated record